Oncorhynchus kisutch (coho salmon) is the source of this 3678-nucleotide messenger RNA. It is a transcript of the gene gabrb2a, whose product is annotated as gamma-aminobutyric acid type A receptor subunit beta2a. Gene Ontology annotation, cellular component: membrane. Bases 157 to 1770 code for a protein of 537 amino acids. NCBI's taxonomy places the organism in Eukaryota, Metazoa, Chordata, Actinopteri, Salmoniformes, Salmonidae. Gene Ontology annotation, biological process: monoatomic ion transmembrane transport. The transcript has 10 exons. Gene Ontology annotation, molecular function: GABA-A receptor activity; extracellular ligand-gated monoatomic ion channel activity. The record is from RefSeq and is a predicted model, not a curated record.
GGAAACCGCUCAUCCACCACCAUCAUUACUCGCCGGUGUUUGAUAUUUUGGUAGGAUGUACGCAUGCGCCUCUCAUUGGGUUCUCGGAGCUUUUCGGAGUAAGUUGGAUGCGCGUCCUCCUCACUCGCAUCCCGAAAGCACAUCGAACCUGUGACGAUGGGGAAGCUCAGGAAACACCGCUUUGGAAUGUUGACCUUUUCCUUCUUUUGUACUUUUAUCUGCUGUGCGCAAAGCGCCAAAGAUCUGAGGGAUCCCAGUAACAUGCCGCUGGUUAAAGACACCGUCGACAGACUGAUGAAAGGCUACGACAUUCGGUUGAGACCAGAUUUCGGAGGUGCGCCGGUGGCGGUGGGGAUGAAUAUAGACAUAGCCAGCAUAGACAUGGUGUCUGAAGUCAAUAUGGACUACACGUUGACCAUGUACUUCCAGCAGGCCUGGCGGGACAAGCGUCUGUCCUACUCCGAGAUAGCCCUCAACCUGACGCUGGAUAACAGGGUAGCCGACUCGCUCUGGGUUCCCGACACCUAUUUCCUCAACGAUAAAAAGUCCUUCGUCCACGGCGUCACGGUCAAGAACAGAAUGAUCCGACUGCAUCCGGACGGCACCGUUCUCUAUGGACUCCGGAUCACAACCACAGCAGCCUGUAUGAUGGAUCUGAGGCGGUAUCCUCUGGAUGAACAGAAUUGUACACUGGAGAUCGAGAGCUAUGGCUACACCACUGAUGACAUUGAGUUCUACUGGCGAGGGGGAGAUGGAGCUGUGUCUGGGGUGGAGAGAAUAGAGCUGCCUCAGUUCUCCAUCGUGGACUACAAACUGGUCUCCAAGAAUGUGGUCUUCUCUACAGGUUCCUACCCCCGUCUGUCUCUGAGCUUCAAGCUGAAGAGGAACAUCGGCUACUUUAUCCUCCAGACCUACAUGCCCUCUAUCCUGAUCACCAUCCUGUCUUGGGUCUCCUUCUGGAUCAACUAUGAUGCCUCCGCUGCCAGAGUGGCCCUGGGUAUCACCACGGUGUUGACCAUGACCACCAUCAACACCCAUCUGAGAGAGACGCUCCCUAAGAUCCCCUACGUCAAGGCCAUUGACAUGUACCUGAUGGGCUGCUUCGUGUUCGUCUUCCUGGCCCUGCUGGAGUACGCCUUCGUCAACUACAUCUUCUUCGGACGGGGGCCCCAGAGGCAGAAGAGGGCCGCCGAGAAACUAGCCGUCGUCAACAACGAGAAACUCCGACCCGACCCCAAUAAGUGGAUGGUGGGAAAUGUAGUUCAGAGAGAUGAUGCUCUGUAUGCCAGAAUGAAACAGAGGGAAAUUGACGCGUAUGACACGAUGUGGGAUCCCAUCUUUGUGGACGAUGCCGCAUUAGGACUAGGCGAGCAAAGAAAUAAGAUGACCACCUCCCUGACUGAUGACAACAUCCUGUUUGGUUCCCUGGAGAUGAAGAAUGAGAUGGGGGGUGUUCCUCCUGAGCUGUCCAGGUCCCUGGGCCCUGGGGGUCUGGGUGACCCGCGCAACACCAUGCUGGCCUACGAUAGCUCCACGCUGCAGUACCGCAGGGCCGCCAUGGCCCGACAGAACUACGGUGGUGGACCUCACAGCGCACUGGAGCGCCACGCCACCCAGAAGAAGUCCCGCCUACGGAGACGGGCCUCGCAGCUCAAGGUCAACAUCCCUGACCUGGCUGAUGUGAACUCUAUCGACAAGUGGUCCAGGAUGAUCUUCCCUACCGUGUUCUCCUUCUUUAACGUGAUCUACUGGCUCUACUACGCUCACUAAGGAGAGAGAGAGAGAGGGAUAUCAUUGAUGAGAGAGAGAGAGAGAGAGAGAGAGAGACAGAGAGGGAGAGAGAGAGACAGAGAGAGAGAGAGAGAGACAGAGAGAGACAGAGGGAGAGAGAGAGCGCACCUAUUAUUUUGCUGAUUCAUUGUUAAAGAAAUGUGAGAAAAAUAGUUUUGGAAGGAAGGAGCUCUACACCUGAACACUUCUUCUACAGCAUCUAUCUGCCGUGACACUCUUAUGAUCUGGGAAUAACCUCUAAUGACUGACAGAGGAGAGGAGAGAUUUUAAAAAGACAAGACAGACAGACAUGGUGCCUAAUCCUGAAGAAAUGUCAAUAUAUCAUUCUAAUAUUUGUCAUUUGUAGCUUAACUCUCUGUGGAUCAAAUAUUUAUGCUUGUGUUUGCAUAUACUUUAAGGAUUUGUUUAGUUUUAGUCUAUGUAUUUUGUUCAUAGCCGAGCUAUCUGCAUCCAGGAAACCUUUUCUCAAGGGUUUUAAAGGGGUUCAUCCUUGAUUAAACUAUUUUCCUGUAGUUAUUGUAAUACAAAAACAUUCUUUAAAAAGCAUGCUUCUAUUUCAUUUCUGCUGCGUCUCCAUCUUUAUCGAUGGAGCACAAAGCAUUUGAGUUUUUAACUAGUUGAGGUUUUUUCUUCUGUGUAGCAAAGAGUGUCUGCAGAACUCUUUUCACCCCCCAUACUGUAGCUUAGGCUGAGCUUGGGGUUCAAUUGGGGACCAACAACAAUGGGCUACUGUAAGUGAUAGUACCGCAGAUGGUCAAUAGGGGGCACUCUUCUCUAUGGACAUUCCAAUGGGUCUUCAGUGUUGCCGUUUCUGUCCUGCCAAUUUGUGGGUUCGUGACCUUUAACCUAGAGAUCAUGACCCAUCAUCCAUUCUGGCCAUUGAAGUUCCCAUGAAGGUUUCAUAUGUAAAAGGUAUGGUACGACCAUGGAUCUUGAAGCUCUGACCUGCCAAGUGUUUUUGACCUGACUUUGUUGUACUGACAGAAUCUCGUAGUCCAUCACAUCAAACUGCCCUGGUUUAAAAGAGAGAGACAGUACUGUGUAACCCUCGCCUCUGCAUUGCCAGUGUGGGUGGCAUUAAGGGGAGAGAAUGGCUUUAUUUAUUUAUUACCCAGGGGGGUGCUUAUUUACAUUGCUGAUGGACAUCAAGAGAGCUAAGCCCAUCUUUCAUUGUAAUGAAAGUUCCUGCAUAAAUCUAGUAAUCCACAAUCAUAUCAAUAGAGUUGAUUGGUUCUAGAACUUUGACACGUUCCAUUGUGAUUAGGUUUUAUGUUUUGAUGAAUUGUAGAUAUAAUGUUUUAAAAAUCAUGUUGUAAAGGACAUGGUCCAUUUUUAUAAACUAAAUAUUCAUGAAAAGCCAGAUGUAUAAAUAUUAUGAAUGAAUUAUAUAUUUAAAUGGGUCUGUUGUUGUUUUUUGCAGUCUAACUAACAGGUAAAAUGUACCGUGGCCAGAUUAUAAAAAGAAAAAAUCUUAAAUUCGUUGAAGGAAAUAAUAUAUAUAUAAUUUUUCCUGACACUGUACUUUGUACUUGGAGUUUUUUCUUUGUUUAUAUUUCUCAUUUUUUCCCGUUUCUUUCUACUUUUAAAAGCAGCUACUUGGCAGCGAGGAAACAGAAGCUCUACCACUACCAUCUACCAGACUCUAAUAAAACAACUGUCUUUUUAUGCAUGGCUCAAAACCAUUUGUUUCUCUCCAGAAAUGACUGUGACAGGACCCGAGGUGAAUCAACCACGUUGCCAUGACGCAUCAUCAUCAUAUUUUCUACAAAGUUCCUGUAAAUUCCAAUUGUAAUAUUUCAUAAUAAUGACUCAUGUAAAUAACUUGUGUAUUGAUUGUCAGCCAUUAUGAAGAUGUACCUAAAUUCAAUUAAAACUCAAUUCAGCCUA